Leptidea sinapis is the source of this 700-nucleotide messenger RNA. RefSeq names its product 28S ribosomal protein S10, mitochondrial (gene mRpS10). Gene Ontology annotation, cellular component: mitochondrion; mitochondrial small ribosomal subunit. The record is from RefSeq and is a predicted model, not a curated record. The coding region runs from base 127 to 648 and encodes 173 amino acids. Lineage: Eukaryota; Metazoa; Arthropoda; Insecta; Lepidoptera; Pieridae. The transcript is spliced from 3 exons.
GUGCGAGCCAAAAACUACUUGACACAUGACAGGAGGAGCAGAAAAACAACCAAACAAAAAAUAAAAAUAAGAAAAAACAACUAAAUAAUAAAUACUUUAAUAAAUAGUUCUCAAUUAACUAUAAAGAUGAAUAUUUUCAAACAAAUUUGCCGAACCUCACCAGUCGUUCGAAGUGUCCUUUUGUCGAAAUUCCAAAGUGUUCGGCGAGUAUCUUCCCUUACAAAUAACCCUAUAAAACCUGUUGAUAUAAAUACUUCAUUGCUGAAUGAAUUGGAGUUAGAUAAAUUGUAUAAAAAAGUAGAACUUGAAAUGAGAGGGAUUGAUCCUGCUGUUUUGCUGAGUUACUCAUGGUUUUGUAUAGCUGCCGCUUCACAUUUAGGAAUUGAAGUUACUAAAAGUUGGAGUCCAAGAAAAGCCGAAAAAGAAAGACACACAUUACUCAGAUGUGUCCAUAUUUACAAGAAACAUAGAGUACAGUAUGAAAUUAGGACAUAUUUUAGAUUUGUUCACUUACAGAGAUUGACUGGUUCAACUUGUGAUACCUAUCUAGAAUAUAUCCAGAGGAAUUUACCCGAAGGAUGUGCACUUAAAGUUACAAAGGUUGAAUGUCAAUCGAUCCCAGAGCAUAUAAAACCACCUACUGAGUAAUAUUUUACUAUAAUUAAGUUUUAGAGGUAGUUAAUAAAAAUAGUAAUUUAAA